Anopheles aquasalis is the source of this 1714-nucleotide messenger RNA. RefSeq names its product oocyte zinc finger protein XlCOF6-like. The record is from RefSeq and is a predicted model, not a curated record. NCBI's taxonomy places the organism in Eukaryota, Metazoa, Arthropoda, Insecta, Diptera, Culicidae. Gene Ontology annotation, biological process: regulation of transcription by RNA polymerase II. Gene Ontology annotation, cellular component: nucleus.
UUGUUUUUUUUGUUGUGCGCGUGGUUGUGCUUUCCGAUAACAAACCGGCGUUUGGUGGACGCAGUUUGUUACAUUGCCGGAACGUGAUGGAAGACCCAACGAGUAGUACGCAAAGUGACGACUCAGCAGAAACGAUUCACAUUCGCGAGGAUAACAGUUGUUCCACACAUUGUUGCGCGUGUCGCCAGGAUCUGCAAACGGUCGAUGCGCUGCAGGAACAUUUACUGAAGGUGCACCUACCGGAGAGCCGCGAUAAUCCGGCCAAACCUUACCAGUGCGACCGAUGUUUCCGGCGGUACUUCAACAAGUACACGCUGAAGCGACACAAACAGCUCGCCGUCAUACUACUGACGCCACGGCCUGCUGAGGAACCGCUGUCCAGUGAGGAUUUCUUUCGGUGCUGUGGCUGCCGGCAGGAUUUCUCUUCGGCCGACGACCUGAAGCGCCACUCGGAGGAGACGCAUCUCAAGAGCCACCAGCAACAGCCAGCGGAUGAGCUACAGCGACCGUUCCAGUGCCCGGUGUGCUUUAAGCGCUUUGUCUCGCAACCUUCGCUGCGGCGCCACCGGAAGGAUCGUUUCUCCAACCGUCGCACCUACCAGGAUCGCAAAGUGUCGGCCACCCGGUGCUGUGGCUGUGGCGAACAGUUCGACAGUUUGCAGCAGCUUCAAGAGCACUCGCAAUCCGUACAUGAGCCGGAUCGUAUGGUGCUCGGUACCGGUGAGGUGUCCGUGAGGUGCACCAUCGAAUGCACCGUUUGCUACAAUCGAUUCUCCAGCCAUGCCGUCUACCAGCGCCACAGGUUGCUGCUUGACGCAGAGCAAUUGCGCCACUGUCCGGAGUGCGCUAAACCAUUCCUCCAGCUACGGCUCUUACGGGCCCAUGUCCGUCGAUUUCAUCCCGCUCUCCGCAGUCACCAACAGCAACCGUCCGAGGUGGCGGCUGGUCAGCAGUUAGCGUCCAGCGAGGGCAACUACCUGUGCACUGUUUGUGGACGAGCGUUUCUCACCAAGAGCACGCUCGAUAAUCACGAGAAGGUGCACGAUCCGCACCCCGAGCAGUUCCGGUGUACGGUUUGUGAGAAGCGAUUCUCGAGUAAAGGCAACCUGCACAACCAUAGGGUACGGUUCCACACCGGUACGACACCCGGUGGUAACCGACGGCAGCAAGCACCACCGUGCGUAUGUGCUGUUUGUGGGGAAUCUUUCAAAACGCCCAACUAUCUCGAAACCCACGCACGCCGGCAUACGGGUGAAAAGCCGUUCCAGUGCAAGGACUGCGGUAAACGAUUUGCGCAUUCGUCGGCCCACCAGAGACACCGGCAGGUCCACGAUACGGCGCGGCCCACGUUUUGCUGUGAACGGUGCGGCAAAACGUUCACCUCCCAGUCCGGGCUGUUGAUUCACGAGAAAAGCCAUUCCACCGAUGCGGCCACUGUGCGCGUGGUUUGUGAUGUUUGCGGUAAAACGUUCCUGGAUGCACGGUACAUGAGGAAGCACCGAAAGCUACAACAUGGAGACAGGGGAAAGGAGAAGAACGGAGCGCGAAUCCAAGUAGCCGACGGCACAACUGUUCCUGCGACUAACACCAUUCCGUUACCCAGCAUCCAAGAGUGCUGAGAAGGAUUAUUCAAAUCGAAUCCGGGCUUCUAGAUUUCUCACCACAGCUCGCGAGCUCACACUCGGUCUCACUCGGUCGCACUCAUCUCAUCCCC